Dreissena polymorpha is the source of this 935-nucleotide messenger RNA. RefSeq lists its product as uncharacterized. Bases 158 to 610 code for a protein of 150 amino acids. NCBI's taxonomy places the organism in Eukaryota, Metazoa, Mollusca, Bivalvia, Myida, Dreissenidae. The record is from RefSeq and is a predicted model, not a curated record. The transcript is spliced from 3 exons.
UAAAACGAAAGUGCGAAGUUUUUACAUCGUCAUUUUUUACAAAAGGUGUCCAAGUCAUCUUUUAAUUUAGGAGUAUGUUUUCACAAGAAGAUGGAUGCUAACUGGUUGAAUAUUGUCUUAAACGAGUUAUAAGUGUACAGUUAGAUAACGCAAUAAAAUGGCGCGAUCGUCUUCUGCGAUAUUGUUGGUGUUACUUAGCAACAUCGUCUCCAACAAGGCAUUGUUCUACACGAGCAGCAAAGAGAACGACUACCCUAGAAUCGGCAAGAGAACCAGCCUUAUAGACAUCAUAGACUCUAUUGCCCGCCGCGAAAUCGCCGACCGCUCCCAACAAACCACGGUCGCUCCGCCUUGGGUAGACGAGGAAUCGGCGGAACUAUUUCGCGGCGUCCUUUAUCCAUAUGACGUCAUCGACAAGGGCAAUAACUACAGUGAAGACGCGGGAAUGUUCGAUCACCAUAAUCUUGACUGCCGGAGUAUACUACGUCGACUGCUUAGUCGUAAUCCCAAUCGUGUACGGAACCCCAAUAAAUCUAGAAGAGAAUCGAAUCAAUUGAAGACCUUGGAGCCCGAGGUUGUGAACACCUGGUAUAACGAGAUCGAUGGUUGAGAAGACAUGCAGUCCAAUUAUCGUAGACAUACAACAAUUACAAAUUACCGGUAUUAUUAUAACAUUAUACAUACUUUGGAAAUGAAACUAAGUUAUACACAUAUAUAUUGUACAAGAAAAUAUAUUGGCAAUAGAAGAAUUCGAACAUUUCCAAACUCCUCCAUUUACCUUAAAGUGUUUAAUGUUCAAGAAUACAAUGUCUGCAUUAACUGAAGACAUGCCGCUGCUGUGAAUAAUCGGCCUUAUUGAACGCACUUACAACAACUUAUACUAAAUGAUAAUUGUGUAUUAAUCAAAGUGCAAAUAAAUAAAAUCGUCUGUCAGU